Molecule: messenger RNA, 2064 nt
Organism: Diaporthe amygdali
Lineage: Eukaryota; Fungi; Ascomycota; Sordariomycetes; Diaporthales; Diaporthaceae
Product: glycosylhydrolase family 76-1
Exons: 4
Coding region: 1-2064 (687 amino acids)
Biological process (GO): fungal-type cell wall biogenesis; carbohydrate catabolic process
Molecular function (GO): mannan endo-1,6-alpha-mannosidase activity
Source: RefSeq, a predicted model, not a curated record
AUGUUUUGGCUCAUAGUCAACCUGCUUGGGCUUUUGCUGUUUCUCAUCAUCUUUCCUGUCAUGUGCGACGACCAUUCGAGAGCCCUACGGGGACCCUUGUCGAAGGGCUGGUACGCUCUCUUGAUGAUGGUAGCGGGACUAGGCAGGGGCUACGAUCUGGAUCUGGACUCACAGUCAUCGAUCAGGUCCGUUGCAUCGGGCAUGGCUGAAGAUAUGAUGUCCUUCUACAAAGGCAAUGAGCCCGGCCAGACACCUGGCCUUCUCCCAAAACCAUACUACUGGUGGGAAGGCGGUGCUCUCAUGGGGUCACUCAUCGACUACUGGUACUACACUGGUGACACUAAGUGGAACCAAAUCACCCAGCAGGGUCUGCUUUUCCAGGUCGGUCCCGACGACGACUACAUGCCUCCGAACCAGACAAUGACCGAGGGCAAUGAUGACCAAGGGUUUUGGGCCAUGGCCGUCCUCUCCGCCUCAGAAUAUAAGUUCCCGGACCCGCCUGCCCCAAAGCCGCAGUGGCUGGCCCUGGCACAGAACGUAUUCAACAGUCAGGCCGCGAGAUGGAACACUGCCCAGUGCGGUGGUGGGUUGCGGUGGCAGAUCUUCCAGUGGAACAAUGGCUAUCUCUACAAGAACAGCAUCUCUCAAGCCUGUUUCUUCAAUAUGGCAGGCCGCCUAGCCCUCUACACCGGCAACCAUACCUACGCGAUGUGGGCAGAUCGUAUCUGGGACUGGAUGGUCGAUAUACAGUUCCUGCACGACGACUCGUACUACAUCUACGACGGUGCGCCGGUUGAGACCAACUGCACCCAGGUCGUACCGUACCAGUGGACAUACAACGCGGGAGCAUUCCUGCAUGGCGCCGCAGCGAUGUACAACUUCACCGCCGAUAUUGAUCCAGCCGCUGAGGUCCUUUGGAGAUCGAGAGUCAAUGGGCUUCUCAACGGACUGCGCGUGUUCUUCACUGGCCCAAACAACGACAUCAUGACUGAGGUCGCCUGCGAGGGUGUCCACCUCUGUGACAACGACGAGUUGAGCUUCAAGGCCUACCUCGCCCGUUGGAUGGCCGCCACGACGAAGUGGGCUCCGUGGACUUAUAGCACCAUCAAACCAUUGCUAGCGGCAUCCGCUACGGCUGCAGCAAUGCAGUGCAUGGGCGGAGAUAACAGCCGGAUGUGCGGACAUGUGUGGGCGAACAACAAGGGGGAAUGGGACGGCACCACAGGAGUGGGACAGCAGAUGGCCGCGAUGGAGGUCGUUCUAGCGACGAUGAUCCAGAGGCUGGAAUCACCGGUCACGAAUUCGACGGGCGGAACGAGUACUGGGAAUCCAGAUGAAGAAGAGUCCGGUUUUGGGCAAGUAAACGCCUUCUCUACGCUCAAGCCAAUGAAGCCGAUGUCGAAAGCGGAUGAGGCCGGCGCAUACAUUCUCACAAUUCUGGCUAUAUUGUUCUUAGUGGCAGGUAUGGGGUUUAUGUUUUAUGACGAUGAAGAGGGCAGGAAUGUUGGAGAGAGAUGGAAGACUCUGAAAGAUGAUAUGAGGCCAGGAGGGGUUUUGAGACCAAUCGAGGAGAAGCAAUCGAAGACAGACAAGGGCAAGGAUAGAGGCGAUGGCUUUGAAGAUGUCAACCUGGACGGUCCAUCGACUCCUGCACCAAAGCCAGAUCGUGUGCAGGAGUCGCCCACGAGAUCCGUCUCUUUUUACGCGAGUCCAGAAGUGAGGCCCUCGCUGACGAUAUCGCGAAAAGACGAUUAUCCGGACCAACAGCCGUGGAGGAGAGCGGCACGCCCAGGAGACUAUGCUGGUGCUUUCGAUCCCAGUCGUGGGAACGGUGCCGGUUUCGGCAUUUCUGGUGCCCCGAUGGAAGAUGUUCCUCUGGGCCCAUCUACUGCUGGUGGCCGCUCCGAUGCGUCAGGACUGAAAGACUUCUGGACUAGGACUGGAGCUGGAGCUGGGCGAGCGCUGACAGACAAGAGGCGGAGACUCGAUUGGAAGCCGCUGCCAGGCAAGCCUGGGCUGGGCAGGAAGCUGGGAGAACAGGGGUUGGUGGAUAGGAAGCUUUAG